Molecule: messenger RNA, 426 nt
Organism: Pichia membranifaciens NRRL Y-2026
Lineage: Eukaryota; Fungi; Ascomycota; Pichiomycetes; Pichiales; Pichiaceae
Exons: 1
Coding region: 1-426 (141 amino acids)
Biological process (GO): protein transport; vesicle-mediated transport
Cellular component (GO): intracellular membrane-bounded organelle
Source: RefSeq, a predicted model, not a curated record
AUGGCGGCCCGAUAUAUCGUGUGUCUGAACAGACAGGGUAAGGUACGGAUGAGUAAAUGGUACGAGAGGACGGGGGUGGCGGAGCAGCGGGCUACGAUAGGGCGGAUCCACCGUCUGAUCCAGCGGCGGCUGCAGUUCCGGUCGUGCAACAGCGUGGAUUUCGGGGCAGACACGCAGCUGGUGUUCAAGAAGUACAACGGGUUGUACUUUGUGGUGUGCGUUGGGCGGGAGGAGAACGGGCUGCUGUACCUGCAGGCGAUCCCGCUGUUUGUGCAGCUGCUGGACCGGUACUUCGACACGGUGAGCGAGCUGGACCUGGUGUUCAACUUCUACAAGAUGCACCGGGUGCUCGACCUGGUGUUUGUGGACGGGGAGCUGGUUGCGACCAAGACGGAGGCGGUUCUGGCGCAGCUUGGCCGGAUGUGA